AUGUCACGUCUGCCGUACAUCCGGCUGAUCCCGAAAGUGACGGCGGUGGCGGGCGAGACCCUGCACCUAAAGUGCCCGGUGGCCGGCUACCCGAUCGAGGAGAUACGCUGGGAGAGAGCCGGCCGCGAGCUACCCGAGGACCUGCGCCAAAAGGUCCUGUCCGACGGCACCCUCAUCGUCACGAGCGUGUCGAAGAUUGCCGACAGCGGGGUGUACACGUGCUGGGCGAAAAACAAACAGGGCCACAGCGCCAGGCGCAGCGGUGACGUCGCCGUCAUCGUUCCUCCUAAAAUAAGUCCCUUCACGGCCGAUCAGGAGCUCCACCUGGCCGAGCGCACGACGCUCACGUGCUCGGUGACGCGGGGCGACCUGCCCCUGACGAUAUUCUGGCUGAAGGACGGGCGCACCCUGAGCUCGUCCGAUCGCGUGACCAUCACCAACGUCGACCAGUACAACAGCAUACUCAUGAUCGAGAGCUUGUCCCCGGAUCAUAACGCCAACUACUCGUGCUCGGCGGCCAACUUGGCGGGCCAGGUCUCCCACACGCAAAGGAUCGUGGUCCAUGGUAAUUCAGCAACACCGACAACAACACCGCUAGGCCCGCCACAAGUGUCUGCCCAACGAACUCGCCACCCGUGACUUUUCUUUUUUUCAUCCCCUCCCC
Messenger RNA from Copidosoma floridanum, 664 nucleotides. RefSeq names its product Down syndrome cell adhesion molecule 2 (gene Dscam2). Lineage: Eukaryota; Metazoa; Arthropoda; Insecta; Hymenoptera; Encyrtidae. Gene Ontology annotation, biological process: dendrite self-avoidance; axon guidance; homophilic cell-cell adhesion. The record is from RefSeq and is a predicted model, not a curated record. Gene Ontology annotation, cellular component: plasma membrane; axon. Gene Ontology annotation, molecular function: cell-cell adhesion mediator activity.